UUCGGCUCCUCCACGAUCUUCUGCCCUCUGGCCUGCUGCCAACAACGGGAUUCCCGAAGCCCAAUCAAUUUUAUCAUUAUUUCCUGAUUGCCACCAAAGAAAGAAGAGCUGAUCAAUACAAUAGGGGCAACCAUGAACGGACCACAUCAACUGUUCUUACGCCACGGUGGGAGGAUAUGUUCAGCAGUAGCAGGAGGAUCUGCGGCAGUCUUACUAGGGAGAUCAUUGCGAAGAGACGAAAUUGUGGAUGCUACCCAACAGCAGGAUCAUCGGCAUUUCCUGUUUCAUUCUAAGGGACAGUUGACGUUCUGCGAAGGAGCACCCGAUGUGCCAUCCACAUCGGCUACAGAUUCAGAUAAUCUGAUGACUGAGGAUACCCCGGAAAAAGCGAACAGCCAAGAUGACGACUACCCCAACUUUUCGCGCCAUGGAUCCAAAGCAGCUUUGCCCAAAUUUCUAACGCCCCAACUCUAUCAGCAAUUAAAAGAUUUGAAGACACCCAAAUUUGGAGUGACAUUGGAUGACAUGAUCCGAGCAGGAACGAUGCUACCGUAUGGAGCCAAUCCUCCUCGUGGCGUGGGUGGUGUCUACACGGGAGAUGCCGAUUGCUAUCGUGUCUUUGCGCCAUUGCUGAUACCCUUGUUGGAAGAAUACCACGGCGUCACACUCGUGGGCGAUACAGCAGCACGAACUUCCACUACUGGCCAUCAUCAUCGACCGUUGCACCAUCCCUAUGGAAGUUUCCAAAGACCUACCCAACUCCACAAUGUCGUCAUUAAUCGCAAACGAACGUACAAUCGAAAACGAGAAAAGAGUAGUCUCAAACGACACACUACCAAUUUGGAUCCCGAACAAAUUGUCCAUACUGAAUUGGAUCCGACGGGAGAAUACAUUUUGUACACGCGCAUGCGACUGGCACGCAAUAUCGAUGGAUUUGCCUUUUGCAGUCACAUUAGUCGCAGCGAUCGACGCCAAAUACAGCGACUCUUUCAGACAAUUGUCGAUGAAGACUUUCGACCCUAUCAAGGAGGAGCCUAUAUACCCAUACAUGCCAUGACCAAUCCACAGCACGACGAUUUCAUGUCCCGACGAAUCUGUUGCAUGGAUCCCGAUGAAUUCAAAAUUGCCGCCGGACAAGCACGCGAUUGGCCCGAUGCCAGGGGCAUUUAUGGGUGUCGGAAUUGGGAUGACAAGAAAAGUCGACACCAGAUACGGCGGCGGCGUCCCUCCAGUCCUCUCAUGGUGCGACCCACACAAGAAGAAAUUGAAUUGUGGGAAGAGUCGCCACCCAACAUUAUCAUGUGGAACAACUACGACGAUCACUUUUGGAUCAUUAGUGUCAAUAAGGGUGGCGACGUACAGGGAGUCUUCAAGGCUCUGUCGGAUGCCGUGCGACAGCUCGAAUUGAGUUUGCUGGAACGUGGACACGCCUUUUGUGAGCACCCCAAGUUGGGAUUUCUCACCAGUUCUCCCAGCAAUGUGGGGACGGCACUGCGGGCCAGCAUGUCGGUCAAACUCGUGCGAUUGGGAAAGCAACACCCCGUCUUGUUUCAAGAAAUACUGGAUCGGUUGCAUUUGGAAGCCAAGUCGGACUAUGCCGAAACCGAUCAACGGUACACGGGAAUUUAUGACAUUGCCAAUGCAGAACGACUUGGGAGAACCGAAGUACAGUGGAUCAAUGUCAUGAUUGAGGGAGUGGCCAAAUUGAUUGAAUUGGAAAAGAAGUUGGAGCGAGGAGAAGCCGUGUCAUUGCAAGAUGUGGAAAAGGUUGGCAAGAAUGUGGAAAGUUGAAACGGACACAAGUACGAAGGAUCCUGGUUGUGGUAAACAUAAUAAUAUAUCGCUCUUGUAGCGUUGUUUCUUUGAUAAAGGGUUUAAAGUGCCUUAGUAUGAGAAUUGAUCACGUAGUACC
Molecule: messenger RNA, 1912 nt
Organism: Seminavis robusta
Lineage: Eukaryota; Bacillariophyta; Bacillariophyceae; Naviculales; Naviculaceae
Source: the annotation of a GenBank genome assembly